Molecule: messenger RNA, 2237 nt
Organism: Aedes albopictus (Asian tiger mosquito)
Lineage: Eukaryota; Metazoa; Arthropoda; Insecta; Diptera; Culicidae
Exons: 3
Coding region: 119-1795 (558 amino acids)
Source: RefSeq, a predicted model, not a curated record
AUACAGCGCCGAUGAUGAGGCAGUGAUAAUCGUGAGGAAUACGUUUUCUCUUAGCUAAAAAGUGCCUCGGUUGGAGCGGCGAAAUUCAGUUGACGAAGGAAUACUCAACCGAUCAGUCAUGACUGGGAAAUUCAGUGGGGUUGUUGGGCUGGUUUUGGUCGUUUUGGUUCAGACUAAAAUAGCAUCGACUGAUUUCGGCAUACCAAUGACGUUUACUGGAGGAACCAUGAUCACGACAAGUGCCAACAGUAUCUACAGUGUGUUUAAUGUUAUGAAUAUGAAUCUACGACGAUACAGUCUAGUUAAACAGAAUGGACCUCUCCGAUCCUCUAGUGAAAAAAUCGCACAAAUGGCUCAAAAAGUUGCAGAUUUGGGAAAACUGCUUGCUUCAAACGUGACUAAAGCUGCCACCGAUAGAGUCACACCCGUGAAGGAUUUGUUCAAUGCAUUGCAAAGUUCGUACGAUCAAAUGAGUCAGUAUCUGAAGUCAGAUGCCUUAGUUGCAUUGGGUCAAGUUUCUGAUGGUUUGGGAACUACUGAAUUGGCAAACGCUCUGGACGGAGUCACGAACGCCAUUGCCAACGUGACCACAAUAACGGAAACUUUUGAGCGCGCAAUCGGACAAACGCUGCAUGCUGCCAACGGAAAACCAGUAACUCGAAGCACCCUCAAUGCCUACAUUCCACCAAGUCUGACAAUCUCGAUGGCGAAUGCACUAGGACAGCUGAAGGAACAAACUUCAGUUCUAUCGAAGGUCGUUGAAUACAUGCUGAAAAAUAUAGCUGUCGUAGAUUCUCAUAUAGCCAAGGUAAAUGCCACGGCCUUAAGUUUGGAACAAAAGGUCAACACAACUCUAUUGGCUAUGGAACAACAGUAUCGCACCGAAGCCGACACAAUCACCAAAAGACUGUACACAUCGCAGAACGUAAUCAGAACUGAACUAAGCAAUGCGGUCGGCAAACUGUCCAUAUUCCAAUCGAACCGAACUCUCCUCAAACUGGUUGAUGGAUUUUCGGAAGCUUACACCAAAGUAUACUACAAUCUGUUCAAUCGCAACAAAUCAGACGUAGACAGCAUUCAAAAAGCCUACGCCGAAAUUAUCUCCAACAUGAACCAGCAAACACGAUACCUCAGUAACAACUUUUCCACGGAAAUGCAGCAAACCGCAGUCGCCGUUGGCUUCCAAUACCUCAACCGGAACUCCAAUUUCGACUCUUGCUUCGUCAACCAUCAAAACCAGAUAUUUGCCGCAUUCACCCCCUUCAACAACGCCAUCAACAGUUGCCUCAACAGGGAGAAAACCCGACUCGGACGGAUACCGGACGUGAUCGACCGAUUCCUCCGCCAGACGGAAGCCAACAACGAAGACUUCGGCUACAACAUCGGUACCUGUUCGACACAGACCGGAUUUGCAAACUCGGCGAUAACCUAUCGGCAGGCGCUGACUUGUCUCAAUACGACGCUGAACCACGCGGAAUCGUUCCAGCAGGUGAUCGGCCAAGGAUACGAUACCAUGCAGCAGAUGCUCCGGGCGGAAGUGGCCGGAAGCCAGUUUCGGCUUAGGGAUUGCUUGGAGUCACGCGGUAACGAAGGUAUGGCACUCAUCGAAGGGCUGAGCCGAGACGUGGAACGGUGUCUCUAUGGCGAGAGUGGCAACCUGAGAACCUCCGGGAAACCGGAGCGAGUGGGAGAGAUGAGUGCGGUGGAUGAGGGAGAACCGAGUGCAACGACGGAAACUAGCACGGAAGAUAGUUUCUAUGACGAGCUGGCAAAAGACGUGUUGGGUAACUAUUGAACGAAUGUAUACGAAUUUCAUGUUAUAGAAGGUUGAUUGAUUGAAGUAAAUGAAACCAUCAUAAAUCAAGAAUCUUGAACUCGUUUUAUUGCAUCAACGAAUGGUGUCCUCAGAAAAUAGAAUAAACAGGGCGUAUAGAAUUGAUAGUGAAAACGCACCUUAGCAAAUUAAAAUAAUAUUUCAGUCUAGUGGAGUAAAUUGAGCAAAUGGGUUAUGCAGCUUUCUGCUAUACAUUUUUAUCUUUUUAUUUUAUUCUUACUUUUUCCUUUAGAGAAUUUCUUGGCUUUUCAGUCCGAUUGUGAGAUCAAAAACACCUUAUGUUCUCUUACUCCGACGUUUCGAUCCGUAUCGGAUCUUUAUCAAGGAAUCGAGUUUUUGGUUGUUUUUUCGUCAUGUAGAUUUUUCAAUCUUUCAACUGUCAUUCGAUAUUCUAGUUUCCCGU